This is a messenger RNA of Miscanthus lutarioriparius, 585 nucleotides long. The record is from the annotation of a GenBank genome assembly. Lineage: Eukaryota; Viridiplantae; Streptophyta; Magnoliopsida; Poales; Poaceae.
AUGGAGCAGCAGGCGAUCUACGGCUUUCUCGGCGAACUACAGACGGAGAAUUACCGAGCCCGCGACGAGGAUGUUGACGUGUGGAUCCUACAACUUCUGGAAGGGCCCCAAGAUGCGGCAAACCAAAAUGAUUGCUUAUCAGAUGAUUUGCCUCCUCCCUCUCCAUUGCCAGACGCAAAUGGCCAUCAUCAGGUAUGCGGUUAUGGAAUUCACCAAAUAGACACUGAGAUGCUUAACUUUAACAACCUGACAGAACCUAGGAAGACUGGCCCAAGAGGAACUCGGAAGAGAAGGACGUCUCCAUGGAAUCCGAUGUUCUACACAAGUAGGAAAAACAAUAGCCGGUGGACUGCUAAAGAAGUAGAGAGGCUGGUACAAGGUGUCUCUAAAUUUGGUGUUGGACGAUGGACCAUGUUGAAGCAGAAUUUUUUCAAAAGGUCAAUCAGGACAGCAGUGAAUCUUAAGGACAAGUGGAGAAAUCUCUUGAAAGCUUACCAGGAAGGUUCACAAAAAACUACACAGUUGCAUCUUGAGCCAUCGUUGGUUGAACGGAUCAGGAAGCUGGCAGAUAAAAGGCACAUAUAG